UCAUUUUUGUUGUGGAAUUCCUGUAAUUGUGUGGAGUCGGUGUCUUGCAAGGUUGUGUUCUUUGGUUGCGAGUAUAUUCCACUGUUCUGUGAGAGACGCAACGGCUUGGCGAGCCCUGACUUGUUUAUAGUGUGGCAGAAUAAUCUUAGGUUUUGCGUUUUAUUGAAAAGGAUUGUUCUGGUUGUGAGCACUUGUGACGUGUACAACGCUAGGAAGGUGUCAAUGGCUUGGCUGUUGGAUAUGCAGUGGACGGUGUGUUGGACGAAUCAAAUCCUCUUGCAGUAGAGAAGCUUGAAGUGUUUCGUGUUUGAUAAUUUCGUGGAGUGUAGGAGACCUUAAUUCGAGAGAUGUGGCAUCUUGCAAGGAGACAUGAAGCAGUAACACGCAUACCUGGAGCAGGCCAAUUACUUCGGAGGUAGCAACUUAGGGCUGCUGGCAUGUGCACGAUUGUUAAUAAUGCAUUCGUGGGAUUGACCGUUAACUUUAGGCCUCCAGCGGUAUGGCAGAGGCUUUAGAAUUCUUAUUUUAAUGUUGAUGGCGGAACAAGUGGCUAUUCUUCAAUGCUCUAAGGGGACUACAGAGGUAAACAGUGUUUUCACGAACGGAACGCAUAGAAACAAUGUAUUCGAGAAGUCUAUCGUUGACGUUGAAAGUUCAGUAGUGCUAGGGGAAUCGAGUUGGAGACAUGAGAUUCGAAGUGGGGAGCUGAUAGAAUCAAGGAAUGGGUUGAGCGAAGAGAUCUAUGGAGAUGAACAAUGCCAUUCGGUGGCCAUCGAAACCUUGGAGAAUUGGCCUUCAUGUUCUUCCCCAGGGGAUACAAAAAGCUGCACAGUGAAUUACGUUCGGAUUGGUAGUUUCGGUGAUUUGGAAAAGGAAGAAAGAGAGAAUUCGGAAUCAAGACAUGAAAAUUUGCAGGUCCAUCCGAAUGAACUAGUCCAUUUUACAAAUGUUAUCAGGCCUAGGAAUCUGGAGAAUGUCGUAGGGAAAGCUGGUAAACGACUGGUUACUAGGACAUUAUCUGGAGAGGGAGAAAACACUGACCAAAUAGUGUCUAACUUGCUUUCAAAACAGUUGAAGGAUUUAGAUGUUAAAGAAAGUGAUUCGGAAGCUGAAUUAGGUCAGGAAAGUGUUGAACCUAUUGUCGAGAAGGUGGAGGGUGAGGUUGAAUUUAAACAGGUAACCGAUGAAAUGUGGCUUGGCAUGCGUGCCGACGAUGAAUCACAUGAAGUGGAUCGAAAAGAGAGGGGUUUCGAGAUGGAAAGGCGUGAGGAACAGCUUGAAGGUGGAAUAGGGAUGUUACAGGGGGAGUCUGGGCAAUCGGAUGAUGAUUUACGGCUAAAUCACGUUGAAAAGGACUUCGGCCUGCAGAAGAAGCAGAAUGACAUGGAUAAUAAUAUGCAGAACAUGCCAGGAAGCAUGCAAUUCAGUGAAGAAGGGCCAGAAGCUGCAGCUGUCCCAUGUACCUCUGUCCCCAAUGACUCCGAAAUGAUAGUUGCUACUUCAAAUCAACAGACUGCAGCUAGUCCACAGAAGGCUAACUUUCUUGCUUUUGAGGAUAGGGUUCAGGAGGCUGAUGAACAGGUGAAGGAAGAAGAAUGCUUCAUUCAGCCCAUCUUGCAGGUGAAAGGAAACAUUUAUAAUGUUGUACAGGAAGAACAACAUGAGUCGCGCGAGAAGGAAUUGCAUUUGGAGAGUAGUUUGCUUUCCACAAACGAGGAGGUGACCAGGAUCUCUGGUCUUCUGACAGAGGCUGAGUUGGCCUUAUCGAUCGAGCAAGAGAGACGAAAAGAAUCGCUCUUGGAAGUGGAUCAGCUGCUAGAAAAUUUGAAUGAAGAAAAUAGUAUCCGAGGAGAAUAUGAGGAGAAGGUAACAAUGUUAUCGUCCUUUCUGAUUAAUAUGAAGGAGGAGUUGACGAUUGAUGGUGAGGAUGGUGAAGAAGUUGUCGCGAGUAGGCUAGCAUCUGUUUCGAAGGAUCUAGACAAGGAGCUUGAAAAUAUGAGCUUUAAAAAGCUUAGUACCAGGUCUCUAUUAAGUGAAAAUGAGCAGGGCAUUCGUUGGAAGUUGCAGCGGGAUACACCAGUGACGCGGAAGGAUAAUUUAGAGCUGAAGCUUCAUAUGCAGUUGAGAAAGGCGAGAGAGAGAGAAGCACAGGUAGAGGCGAUGUGGGUAGAGAGAGAGAGGAAUUUAGUUACAAAGUGCAGUUACUUGGAGGCUGCCAUCGUUCAAUGGGAGUCGAAAUACGAGAAGCGGGACAUUGAAGCAUUGCAAGAAAGGAAACUCUUAGAGAUUGAGCUAGAGGCCCAUCGCACGAAAUGGGCUGAUGAGAAGCUUCGUUUAGAAGCGGUCGUGCUGAAACAGCAGCAAUGGCUUGAGGAGAAAGUUUCAAAGUGGACAUCUUUGCUUGAUGCCAAAGAUAGAGAACUGAAUUCUCUCAAAAACGAACUGGAAGAAUUGGAGACUUCCUUAAAAAUUGUCAAGCAGGCGUUAGAGAGUCCACCUCAGCAGGUUCAUGAUCAACAGAAACAUAUGCUAGAAACUUUUUGGCAAAGUAAUACUUCAUGUGAGAGUUACAAAGCAGGAAGGAGUUCGGAAGAAAGUGACGGAGAAAGCUGUCAGAGUAUUGAGACGUUUGUUCAUGCUACUGACGCGGUAGUGGAUGAGCACCAUAAAGAAACAGACUCGGGGAUGGUUUUCGUAGAGAAACUCAUAUUAGAAAGAAAGGAACUUGAGGGGAAAGUUUCUAAUUCACAAAUGUCAAUGGACGAAAUGCGGACUGUGUUUCAGGAUAAAUUGAAUCAGUCUGACGCUGAAAUGAAGAAUUUGGAGGCAGGACUAUCAUCGAAGACAGCUGAAGUUGAGGAUUUGGUAGCUCAGCUCAAUGCUAGGGAACGUCAAUUGGAGGCUCUCAUGCAGAAGUUUAGGGAUGAAGUGUUGAGCAUUGACAGAGAAGUUGAGAAGGAACGACAUGAAACACGGGAUGUGAUGGAGAUGCACUUUGUUGGAGAGCGCCGUCUUGUUGCAGAAAUCCGAGAGAAAGAAGAGGGUUGGCAAAAUGAUUUGGAGGCAAUUACGCAAGAGUUAUUUGAAUCAAGAGAGUGGGCUAGACAGAAAGAUGUGGAUAUCAUCAAUUUGAAGGAAGAUUUCGAAGCACUUGAUGAGCAGAGGAAGGACGAGGAGCAAAGGUUAUUUAAUAGGAUUCACUCUUUGUUGGAAGAAAAGGAUGCUUUGACGGACGCACUUAAGCAAGAACAAAAGGCUCGGGUAGCAGCGGAAGCUGAAUAUCAGAGGCUUGAGGAGGAGCAUGUAAUACUUCUUAAAGAGUUGGGUGCCGAAAGAAGGAGGAAUUCGGCAGAGCCGAAACAUGGAGGCAUUGACUGUCAGGAUGAUUUUGAUUCUCAGGCCGCUGAUUUUAGGGUAGUCAAUGUGGAUAUACAAAUUGAGGAAGCUAUGAACGAAAUUGAGAGCCUAAGAGAAGAAUUGGACAACAAAGAAACACAACUUAAACACGCUAAGAAGGUCAAAGAGAUUGAGUGGGAGAGACGUCAGGCUGCUUUGAUUGAAGAAUAUGAAGAUAUGCUAGACAUGCGAGAACAAGAAUUGCAGCAGGUGUGGAUGCGUAAGGAGCAAGAGCUUCUAUCUGCGAACGACAAAAUACUUCAUCAGCUUGCCGACCAACGUGGGGAAACAGCCAUAGUGCAAGGAGCUCUUAGAGAACUGGAAUGGUUCAUCAAGCACGGUGACACCAAUAUCAAAGCCAAGUUGGCGGACAUAUCUAAGAAAGAAGGCAUGGUGAAGGUGCAUACAUCGCACUUGGAGGAGGUUGAUCUGUAUAUCCAGGAACUUCAAGCAAAAUUGGAGGAGUCGGAGAAGAAGAGAAAAAGUGCCGAGAUUGCUGCAUCGGUACGAGAGUUAAAACGAGUAGCUAGCUUUGAUGUAGCGCUCGUCCAAGGGGACAAGGACAGGUUACUACCAAACAUAGUUCGGCAUGAUGCACAUCCCACAUCUCAACUCUCUAUGGAAAGUGGAAUGGAGAGCUUGCGAAUACGCACAAGAUUUUCUCUUGGAGAUACAUUUGGACGCAGUUUCAAUAGUCCGAGGGAGAUUCAGCCAGACCCAUAUUUGGAGGUCGAAAAUUCCAGCGGUGCUGGUCGUUAUGGUGGAAAUAUCGGCUCUAGCACCAGUUAUGGUCAGCCUCGCUAUGAUUACUCCCUUCCAGUGUUGCCUCCUCCAUCACCUGGACGACGGCAGCAGAAGUGGUUUGUCGAUGUUUCUUGGUUGGAGAACGCCCGCAAGGAGCAAACAAUUUUACGGAACCAGCUGGACUUCGAGCGACAACAGAUCUGUUCAUUUGGACAGGUUGAAGCAUAUAAUAGGAUGAUAGAAGCAGCGGGUUUAAGAGCCUUGGAGGAGAAACAUGAAAACGAAUCUAAAAUCCUGGCUUUGCAACAGGAGGUGCGCUGGUCCCAACCAAACCCUCUCUUCUUUUGCACUCCCGGGUUGCAUGCUUUAACAAGCUGCUCAUCACUCAGAGGCCCUCCGACAAAGGAUCUGUCAAGCCAUAAUUCAAUAUUCCCAAAACUCUCAGGAGAAGUGUGAAGGUCCUUUCAGUGAUUUAUAACGUCAAUGUGCAGUCCCCAUUCAAGGGGAGCCAUCCUACCGGCUGUUAUCUGUGCCUUCAGGUGUUGAUGCUGCGGAAGAUGCUGGCCGCCAGGUCCGAGACGUGAAAUUGAUUUCAUUCAAGGUUCGAAAUGUACCAUGUGUCAGCUUAGCUGCAACUUUUGUACAACACUUACACAGAUGGUGGAACCAUCCACAUUCAACACUUGGAGCUCAUGGUUUGUUCACGAUUGUGAUGGUAAGAUCGCACUGAAAGUGGACGUGUAAUUUUAUAAGCAUGUCUGAUGUGUCAUCCAUGCGCGGUAGUGCUUAGCAAUUGGCGAAGUAUCUAUAAUUGUCGCUCUUUUUUAUAGAGAAACUCUGGAGAACUGGAGAUUAUUUUGGCUACCAUCGAUUGGGCAUUUACUAACCCAUCAUGGCAGGAAAUUUUUGGAUAGGGAUGAUAAUGUCACCUGUUGAAUUGUGUAUACAUGGCUUACAUAAAUGCUACCUUCACAAUGAGGAAAGCUUUCAAGCAGCCGUAAUUGUUACGUGCUUAUGACUUGGUUGCUACUGAAUUGCAA
Molecule: messenger RNA, 5180 nt
Organism: Physcomitrium patens
Lineage: Eukaryota; Viridiplantae; Streptophyta; Bryopsida; Funariales; Funariaceae
Source: RefSeq, a predicted model, not a curated record